AUGAGGAAAGUGAGAGAAUGUCAGGUGAGUGGAGAAAGAGCCAUUUGCAAGAACAAAGGAGAUGCACAGAAUUGUGCUAACUGCCGGGGCAUCAAACUAAUGAGUCAUAUAAGAAAGUUUUGGAAAAGGGUGAUACACACAAGUCUAAGGAGUUACUGCAGAAGUUGUGAUGAACAUACCACAGAUGCCAUCUUUGUACUGCGAAUGUUGAUGGAAAAGUACAGGGAAAGACAAAGGCAACCGGGUUGCAUGUUUUUGGAACUGAAGAAGAGAUAUGACAAAGUACCAAGAGAGGAUCUGUGGCACUGCAUGCAGGAGUCAUCUAUACCGGAAGUGUUUGUAAGGGUGGUACACGAUAUGUAUAAUGAGUUUAUGACAGCAGUGAGAAGUGCAGUGGGUACCACAGAAGGGUUUAAGGUGUAA
Molecule: messenger RNA, 423 nt
Organism: Penaeus monodon (black tiger shrimp)
Lineage: Eukaryota; Metazoa; Arthropoda; Malacostraca; Decapoda; Penaeidae
Exons: 3
Coding region: 1-423 (140 amino acids)
Source: RefSeq, a predicted model, not a curated record